CAUUUUCACAUUCAGAUUGAUCUAUUUAAACUGCAGCUCAUACCCUCCGAGUUUAAAAUCGUUUACAUUUUACUAGUUGUACAAUUACAUUGAGUUGUAGUUUCGUUCGUUUUAUUCAAUUUUAAAUAAGCCUUUACAUUUCAACAAAAUGAUUAAAUUCGCACUCGUUUCAUUAGUCUGCAUUUCCGUAGUAUCCGCACAACUCGGAGGACUCGGAUACGGUCACGGUGCUGGUGGUAUUGGUGGUGGGGGUUACCAGGGUGGUGGCGCAGGCGGUUACCAACAAGGUGGCGGCGCCGGCUACGGCAGCCAAGGAAGCUCAGCCGGAGGACAAACUGGUUAUGUACAUAAAGAAACUAGCAGCUUCACCGCAGGUGGUUCACAGGGUGGUUACCAACAAGGUGGCCAAGGUGGUUAUCAACAAGGUGGUCAAAGUGGAUAUGGUCAAGGAGGCUUUGGAGGACAAGGUGGUGGUUUUGGAAAGUAAACUGCCCUUUCGAUUCGAUCAGUCAAUUUUGCAAAUAAUGAUCAUGCCUGUAGUUUUAAGACUGUUGAAUAAUAUUAGUUCUUGACCAGAUUGAUUUUAGAUAUACCUACCUAUGUUUAUUUUGAAUAGAUAAAUAAUUACUAGUUUAAUUUGCAUAAAAUGUUCACGAACUGGAACGUUAGUUUGCUUUUGUAAAAAUAUUAUCAAUGAAUAAAAUUCCAUCUCCCAGAGUCUCACCAAA
This is a messenger RNA of Planococcus citri (citrus mealybug), 728 nucleotides long. RefSeq lists its product as uncharacterized. NCBI's taxonomy places the organism in Eukaryota, Metazoa, Arthropoda, Insecta, Hemiptera, Pseudococcidae. The record is from RefSeq and is a predicted model, not a curated record. The transcript is spliced from 2 exons. The coding region runs from base 149 to 487 and encodes 112 amino acids.